AUGUCCCUAAAGGUCACCCAACAGAACGGUAUCUCGGUGUACACAGUCUCGGGCAGCCAGGCGAUCCGUUCGCUGCCGGACUGGCUCGCACGCAAGCGCAAGCACAGCCUGCGCUCCGACGCCGCCUACAACUCCCGCAUCGAGCUGAUCCAGGACUUCGAGUUCGAGGAGGCGAGCCAGUGCGUGCGCGUGAGCCCGGACGGGGAGUACGCAAUGGCGACGGGGACGUACAAGCCGCAGCAGCGUGUCUACCACCUGCCGUCGUCAGCGCUCAAGUAUUCUCGCCACACUGGGUCGCUGAAUUUGAAGUUUAUGCUUCUGUCGACCGAUUACACCAAGAGUCUGCACUUGCAGACCGACCGAUCGCUAGAGUUCCACACUGCCAUGGGGUGCCACCACGUCACCAGGAUUCCGAGGUAUGGGAGGGAUCUGGCGUACUUGAAGCCCGCGGCGCAUGUUGUCAUUGCGGCCGAGGGGCGGGAGGUUUACAGGUUGGAUCUGGAGGCGGGGAGGUUUUUGAAGCCGUUUGGUGUGGGGGGGUAUGAUGGGGGCGCUGCUGAUGGCAGUGGGGAUGUGGGGUCGGUGGAGUGUGUUGGAGUUGCGGAUGGUUCGCAUGGGCUUUUGGCAUUCGGGACCGAUGUGGGCACGACCGAGUUCUGGGAUCCGAGGAGUCGAAAUCGAGUCGGCCUUCUCGGACCUCCUGCCUCUGCUGCCGCUUCAUACGAUGUCUUUGGUCAGCCAGUGAGGUCCGGCGUCACGGCUUUGGAAUUCAACCCCUCUGGCCUAACACUGGCUGCUGGCAACUCCGUAGGGAUAACAACCCUCUACGACAUCCGCUCCCCAAACCCCCUCCUAAGCAAAGACCAAGGCUACGGUUUCCCCAUCAAAACCCUAAAAUUCCUGCACUCCCCCUCCUCCUCCAAUUCCAACACCCGGGGUGUAGAGACUGCCUACGAAACAACCUCCACCCCAAAAGUCCUCUCAGCCGACAAGCGCAUUAUCAAGAUUUGGGACCAGGCGAGCGGGAAACCAUGGACAUCCAUCGAACCCUCGGUGGACAUAAACGACGUCUGCGUGGUUCCCAGCUCGGGCAUGCUCUUCACCGCCAACGAAGGUCGGGAGAUGCACUCAUUCCUCAUACCAGCGCUCGGCCCAUCACCCUGGUGGUGCGCGCAUUUAGACACGCAAAUCGAGCAACUCGCGGACAAGCACAUCAACGAUCCAGACGCCUACAUCACCGAUACCGCAGGCACCGGUGAGGAAGUGGUGACGUACGACAACUACAAAUUCCUAACAAAGGCCGAACUGAAGCAACUGAACCUCGACCACCUCCUCGGCGGCGGCCACACCACCACCACCGAUCGAGGGAAGAAGACUGCUUCCGGAGGAAGCCUGGUUAGACCAUACAUGCACGGCUACUUUGUCGACCAAAGACUCUACGACGAAGCACGACUAAUCGCCGAUCCAUUCGAAUGGGAGCGCGAGAGGAAACGCAUGGUAGCAGAAAAGAUAGAGAAGCAACGAGAGAGCCGGAUCCGCUCCAGCCGCCCCGCUGCGAAAGUCAAGAUCAACAAGCGGCUAGCAGAGCGAUUGGCAGCGCUGGAAGGAAAGCUAGCGAAAGCCAGUAGGGAAAAGGGUGAAGAGGGAGAGGAAGAUGGAGAGGGCGAUAGAGAGGGAAAUGUACUAAAGGACACACGCUUCACCCGCCUCUUCCAAAAUCCAGAGUUUGAAGUAGACGAGACAUCACUAGAGUUCCGACAAUUAAACCCUAGCACUAACCCCCCCCCUCUUCCCCACACCCGUAAAACGGCGGUGGAGGAAGAACAAGAAUCCUCCUCCUCUUCUUCCGAGCCCGGGUCCGAGUCCGAAAAGGAAGACAAACAAAAGCAGCACAAGAAGCAGCCACAAAUGCGCAUCUCGACAUCCUCCUACAAAAAGGCGAACCACGACACUCGAGGCUUCGCCCCUUCGUCUGCGCAAAAGAGGCGCAAUCUCGAUAGGUCGUUCGGCGAACAAGUCUCUUCUAUCAAGGCUCGGCCGCGGGCGGAGAGGGCUGGGAAGAAGGUCGUUGGGGGCAGGGGAGUGGUGGGGGAGAGGGAGGUUACAUUCUUCGCCACGUCGGGGCGGAAAGGCGGCGGGCGAGGAGGGCGAGGGGGUGGAGGGGGAAGGCCCGCCGGUGAGAGGAGGAGUGCUAGUGGGAAUGUAUUCCGCCGGGAGGGGUUGGGCAGGUAG
Messenger RNA from Tuber aestivum (summer truffle), 2232 nucleotides. Lineage: Eukaryota; Fungi; Ascomycota; Pezizomycetes; Pezizales; Tuberaceae. The record is from the annotation of a GenBank genome assembly.